This is a messenger RNA of Carica papaya (papaya), 1453 nucleotides long. NCBI's taxonomy places the organism in Eukaryota, Viridiplantae, Streptophyta, Magnoliopsida, Brassicales, Caricaceae. The record is from RefSeq and is a predicted model, not a curated record.
UGCGUGCAUCACCAUCCUUCAAGGGCUCUCAGCGACCUUACUGGAAUCAAAAAACAUUUUUGCAGGAAGCACGGCGAGAAGAAGUGGAAGUGCGAAAAGUGCUCGAAGCGCUAUGCUGUGCAAUCGGACUGGAAAGCACACUCCAAGACAUGUGGUACUAGAGAAUACAAAUGUGACUGCGGUACUCUAUUUUCGAGGCGAGACAGUUUCAUCACACACCGGGCCUUCUGUGACGCCUUGGCUGAAUAAACCGCAAGAGUAAAUGCAGCAACUCACCUAAACAGCUUAGCCACAUGCAAUCUGAAUUACCAUCUUAUGGCCGGGGCACAACUAGUGCCUGGUAUGGCACAGCAUUUCUCCACUAUCUUCAAGCCAAUCUCAGGCAAUGUCGAUUCGAUGGAGCAAACAAGACACGGACUGUCCUUGUGGAUGAGCCAAGGAUCCCAAGCCCUCGAAACAAUAACCAAUAAUGUUCAAGAAAUCAAUCGAAUUGGUUCGGCAAGCUCAGGGUCAAUAUUUGGAACUGGUGUGGACCCACUAGUUCCCUGCUCCAAUCCUCCACCGUCUGAUUAUCAACUAAAUUGGGUUUUUGGAAACAAGCUAAUUAAUCCUUCAACUGCCACCCAUGAAGAGCUAACAAGCAGCACGACUUCACUGCCUUUAAGCAGUGUUAAUAGUAAUAAGGAAGGGACAGGAAGUCAAACAGUGAAUGUUCCAUCUCUGUACACCAAUCAACACCAGUCAAUAUCCCAUCACACACAUAGUAUGUCAGCCACAGCUUUGUUGCAGAAAGCUGCCCAGAUGGGUGCAACAUCGACUGACCCAAUAUUUCUAGGGAGUUUUGGAUUAAAGUGCAGUAACAGUCAGGGACAAAAGAGUAAUAAGCACUGUGGAUUAAUGUAUGGUUCAAACCCUACAGAUCAUCAUUUGGAUCAGAACUCAACAAACAACGAUGAUAUUUCAACAUGGAACCAGCUGCAGAUGUACCCUGCAGCAAAACGCCGACACACGCUGAGUACUCAUGAUCAAGAUCAAGUUGCAGCAGGUGGAGGGGAAACAAGGGAUUUCUUAGGGGUUGGUGUACAACCUGCCAUCUGUCAUCCACCAUCAAUCAAUGGCUGGACCUGAUUACAUGGGCUUUCUUUUUUCUGGGUGGAAAGCAAAGUUGUUCUUGAGGAUAAUAAAGUGCAAAAGAAAAUUUGAGAAUUUAGUAUUUGGAAACUUUGCAAGAAGGGAAAAGGUAUGAUUGAGCGGGUGACGGAGGGGGUAAAAAGCUUGGUUAGAAAAACUAUUGAAGAGUUGAAAGAAGGGAGAUCCAUGCAUAUUCUGUUGAAGCCCUGAACGCUUUUUAAAAAAAUGGUGGGGCUUUAGUUUUAAUUUUGAGAUAAAAGGAGUGUGGAGUAGUGGGAGCAAGCAAGAAACUCUUUUAAGCUCCAUUAUUGCAAUAUUGUUU